Molecule: messenger RNA, 2590 nt
Organism: Oncorhynchus mykiss (rainbow trout)
Lineage: Eukaryota; Metazoa; Chordata; Actinopteri; Salmoniformes; Salmonidae
Source: RefSeq, a predicted model, not a curated record
CUGCGCGCUGUGCUGUGGACUGACGUCACCCGUCCGUGUUUUCCUCCGGUCCAACUGGUUGGGACGUGGACAUCUCCAGUUCGCUGCUGCUGCUGCUGCUCACCGCAGCACAGAAGACAGAAAGGAAAAGGAGCGAGCCUCCACGAGCACGGUUAUAACUCAAAUAACAGUGCGUCACCACCGGGCACACACUGGUUGAAUCAACGUUGCUUCUACAUCAUUUUCAAUUCAAUUACUUUGAGCCAACGUGGAGCUGGCUGGGAAUAUACGUUGAAUUGACGUCUGUGCCAAGUGGGUCCAUUCGUACAGAUUUCGUGACGCGGAAUGCGUGCGUAAAAUCAGACAGAGCCGACCUACACAACAGCCAAAAUGACACUUCGCCACUGCCUGUUUUACCUCUAAACAAACAUGCAUCCCGGACGACGUGCUUUCCUCUAUUCUUACGUGCAAUAAAACAUUAGAAGACUUAGAAGAUGGAGAAUAUAUCUAUCUCGAACAGCCGCAGGGUAUUUCCAGUGGUGUGUAACGAAUCCACGGACUACUAUUAUCUGAGCGCGACCAACCGGACAGAUCUGAACUGCACGCCCCAAUCAGAGUUCUACUUUUACGCGGACCUCUAUAUAGUCCUGCCUGUGAUCUAUUCGGUAAUAUGCGCCGUGGGUUUAACGGGGAACACGGCCGUUAUCUACGUUAUCCUCAAAGCGCCUAAAAUGAAGACGGUGACCAAUAUGUUUAUCCUAAACUUGGCGAUAGCGGACGACCUGUUUACCCUGGUCCUACCCAUCAACAUCGCCGAGCACCUGCUCCACUACUGGCCCUUAGGAGAGGUGCUGUGUAAGGUCAUCCUGAGCAUAGACCACUAUAACAUCUUCUCCAGCAUCUACUUCCUGACGGUCAUGAGUGUGGACCGUUAUCUGGUCGUUCUGGCGACGGUGCGUUCCAAGCGUAUGCCGUACCGCACGUACCGCGCGGCCAAGAUAGUGAGCCUGUGCGUCUGGAUCCUCGUGAUUCUUAUCGUGAUGCCUUUCACUGUAUUCGCCGGGGUCUACAUCAGUCCCGAUGACUUGGACCGGAAAAGCUGCGUCCUCAGCUUCCCGAGCCCGGAGAGUUUGUGGUUCAAGGCGAGCCGGAUAUACACCCUGAUCCUCGGCUUUGCCAUCCCGGUGUCGACCAUCUGUAUUCUCUACACCAUGAUGCUGUACAAACUACGGAACAUGCGCCUCAACUCCAACGCCAAGGCGCUUGACAAGGCUAAAAAGAAAGUAACUAUUAUGGUGUUUAUAGUCUUAGCGGUGUGUCUGUUCUGUUGGACGGGGUUUCACCUCAGCACCAUAGUGGCUCUCACCACCGACCUGAGGACCACUCCGCUGCUCAUCGGGUUGUCCUACUUCAUCACCAGCCUCAGCUACGCCAACUCUUGUCUUAACCCUUUUCUUUAUGCCUUUCUGGAUGACAGCUUCAGGAAGGCGUUCAAGAAGAUGCUAGAAUGUAGACCUGCAGGAAUGUAGUAGCCUACAGGCUUAGUGGAUAGUGGAUACAAUACGGUAUGUUAAUAUUGAUGCCAUUCAAAAAUAAACUAUGAUCAUAUUAUUUAUGUUUGCUUGAAUCUACAUUAGGUGAUUAUCAUUGUUGCCAUGGUAUGACUUAAAUAUUUAAUAUAUAACAUGGAAUAUAUAACAUGGAAUAAAUAAUAUGGAAUCAUAUGGAUUCUGGCCAGGAUUGGAGGGGAGUAUUUCUUUUUCAUGGACAUUUGUCUCCCCCUGGUGUCCUGAGAGGGCAGGUAGCCUCCACCGUAGUGAGAAGGCAGGUAGCCUCCACUGUAGUGAGAGGGCAGGUAGCCUCCACCGUAGUGAGAAGGCAGGUAGCCUACACUGUAGUGAGAGGGCAGGUAGCCUCCACUGUAGUGAGAGGGCAGGUAGCCUCCACUGUAGUGAGAAGGCAGGUAUCCUCCACUGUAGUGAGAGGGCAGGUAGCCUCCACUGUAGUGAGAGGGCAGGUAGCCUCCACCGUAGUGAGAAGGCAGGUAGCCUCCACUGUAGUGAGAGGGCAGGUAUCCUACACUGUAGUGAGGGCAGGUAGCCUACACUGUAGUGAGGGCAGGUAGCCUACACUGUAGUGAGGGCAGGUAGCCUACACUGUAGUGAGGGCAGGUAGCCUACACUGUAGUGAGGGCAGGUAGCCUACACUGUAAGUGAGGGCAGGUAGCCUACACUGAGUGAAACUAUGGGGCUUUAACAGUGAUGUAGCCUAUAACACUUUGCUGUAAAUACAUAGGUGUUGUUCUGGCCUGUCAUUGUGAACCAUAGACAAACUGGGUCAACUAUAGUGCAUAGUCCUAAUACAACUAAAGAUGUGAACUAAUUCUACUUUUCAGUCAGUCUAUCUUACGGAUAAUAAUGACAAUAUAUUUACAUGUUCAAGUUCAAGUAAUCGUUUGUGUUGACAUGACACACUUUGAAAAUGACUUGUUGCUUAUUUCCCCGAUACCAAGAGAGUCUCCACAUGUUUUGUUCGUAGGUAGCAGAUAUACGCUGUAUCAUACAGACAUCAAUUCAUAGAUUUUUUAUAUCUGAUGACAAAUAAAACAUAA